Molecule: messenger RNA, 939 nt
Organism: Lachancea mirantina
Lineage: Eukaryota; Fungi; Ascomycota; Saccharomycetes; Saccharomycetales; Saccharomycetaceae
Source: the annotation of a GenBank genome assembly
AUGAGUGAGUCAGGUACUGUGUCUGGCCCAGAUACCCCUUCGUCGAAGGGUAAAGAUGUGCUAAAGAAAGAAUGGUUCCAAGAGGCCUAUAAAGCUGCUUGUGAGUUUUAUGAGAAAGACAGCGCAUUGCAACCUCGUGACAGACUGGAAUUGUCGCAGACAUUCAUGUCCAUUACUCGCGCCCAAAUGUGGGGCGGUUGGCUCGGUUUCGCUACAGUUUUCGGUGCUCCGUUUGGUUGGCAGUACUACAAGACAAAUGCAAUUAGGGGCGUAAGAGUGCCCAGAAACUUUGUUUUUGGGCUUUUGGCCAUGUUUGCUACUUCGCAGGUGUGCGGAAGGUACAUGUACAAAUACAAGUUGCAAGCCCUCGACCCUAACGAUUCUUUUGCUUCGACUGGAGCUUAUGGUGACUUACAAGAAACUCCAAAAAGUAAUGCCCAAAGGCAGUAUGAAAUGUUGAAGCUGCUCAAAGGUGGCAUGUCUCCCAAAUGGGCUCUGUAUUUCAAUGCAACCUAUAAUAAUCCCGAAAGAAGAUUCCCAAAUCCAACCAAAAAACUUGAACAGAUGAUUGAAGGAAAGGGAAACAGACCAGCAUCGUUCAUAAAUCAGCGGGAUCCUUUGCAUCUCUACAGUGGACCUGCCUUUGACAAAAGAGAGGGUGUUCCAGACGUGGGUGCACCAGACGGGAAUAAUAACGGACUUCAAACUCCCCAGCCUGAAAGCCAACCCGCAUCCUCUUGGGAAAAAAUUCGCGGGAAGAGCGGGUUCGAAGGGGGGAAUGGUGUAGGGUCGUCUUCUAGAUGGUCUUCGAUCAGAUCUGGAUCCGGAGACAUAGAUACUUUGAGUAGCCCAGUCUACGAUCCAUUCGAUCAAGAGGGCGAAUCCUCGCAAGAAGAGUUUGAUAAGAUAUUGGAAGAAGAGAGGCAAGCAAGGGAUUGA